Molecule: messenger RNA, 1966 nt
Organism: Liolophura sinensis
Lineage: Eukaryota; Metazoa; Mollusca; Polyplacophora; Chitonida; Chitonidae
Product: protein TFG-like
Exons: 8
Coding region: 53-1384 (443 amino acids)
Biological process (GO): endoplasmic reticulum to Golgi vesicle-mediated transport; COPII vesicle coat assembly
Cellular component (GO): endoplasmic reticulum exit site
Molecular function (GO): identical protein binding
Source: RefSeq, a predicted model, not a curated record
GGUAAAGGAUAGUUCUUUCAUAAACAGGUUUUUCUUCUACUGAAUCAGAAGUAUGACCACCACAGUUAACUGGCAACAAAAACUUGCGAGGAUGAGCAGCUACGACCCCCAGCUUGACUUGUCGGGCAAACUGAUCAUCAAGGUGCAGUUAGGAGAGGACAUCCGCCGUAUCCCUAUCCAUAAUGAAGACAUCACCUAUGAUGAGCUGGUUCUCAUGAUGCAGAGAGUGUACAGAGGCAAGCUCAACAGCACAGAUGAUAUCACCAUUAAGUAUAAGGAUGAAGAUGGAGAUCUGAUAACAAUAUUUGACAGCUCAGAUUUAUCCUAUGCUAUACAGUGCAGCAGAAUUUUGAAAAUUACACUAUUUGUAAAUGGAUUGCCAAAGCCCCUGGAGCAUGAUGAAGUGAAGUACAUCAAGCAGGAGUUACGGCGGUUACGGGACACUGUGAACAGGGUACUGGACAGGUUAGAGCCUCCCCAGAGCGUUACUAGUACUGCAGAGGUAUCACCUGUCAAUGAAAUGAAUGGCCCACCAGGUCAGGCUGUUGAAAGCCCACGUCACCUCCCUGUCAAGGCCAGUGUCCCAAAACAGGCAAAUGUAGCUCACAGCAAAGAGUUCGACCCAUUAUCUGCCCAAAGAUCUGUUGAGGAGACUCAGAGUAAAGUGAUGUCUUCAUUCGGAAUAGCUAAUGAUGCAUCGUCAUCAGAGUUGCAAGACAGAGCAGGCACACCAGACAGCAUAUCCAGUGCUGGCUCAUCAGCAUACAGACAACAACAGCUACAACAACAACAGUUACAGCAGCAACAACAACAACAACAGGCACAGCCUGGCGUGCCAGUCCAACAGACACAGCCUGGUGCUCCUCCUCAGCCUGCUCAGCCCUACCAAUCGCAGCAGCAGCAGACUCCGACUCAGACCACACAAGCAGCACCACAACAACAGGGUUUGGCUGCUCAAGGCCAUCCUGGAUAUGGAGCCCCUGGCCAACCAGGUUACCAGGCAGGCUAUCCAUCCCAGUAUGGCCAGCAUGCCACCACCCAGGGAGGAGCCCCACAGCAGUCAGGCUACAGCCCUGCAGCCCAGCCUCCGACUUCACAACCUUACCCUCCAACCGGACAGCAAGGUUUCCCUGCCCCAGCAUCCCAAGCAGGCUAUGGGUACAACCAGGGGCAGACGACAACUCAGCAGGGUCAAGCAUACCAGCAAGGCUUUCAGGCUCAGGGCCAUCAGCAGCAGUAUGCAGGAAACUAUACACCACAGUCUGGAGCUCCGGGACAGGCCCCUGGACCAGGGGGAGCUAACCCUUAUUCCCGUGGCCCAGGGCAGGGUGGCUAUGCAGCUUAUCCCCGGCAACAGGGACAGUACCCACAAGGCUAUAGAUAAAAGACAAAAAGCAAGGUGUACAUACUGAAUAUAUGUCCCUGAUAUUGUGUAUAUGGAGAUCAUGUGUACAUACUUUCCGGUCACACCAUAUACUGUUACCUCUGACAUUCGGUUGUAGCUGGAGUAUUUUGAUGGUUGUAUAGAGUAAUGAAAUUCUAAUUUUACAAUUGAUUGAAUUUAUUCCCCACCUGUUUUAUUACUAAUUUUUUUGGGGGGUCAACAAUAAUUGAUUUUGCUGCAUGUUCAACAUAAUUACUCUAGCUGAGCCUUAAUCUUAUGGUGCAUUCAGUUUCCUAAGGGCAUUGUCUGUUUAGUGACAUAUUUAGUUGUAUUAAACUUGUGCCUGACAUAUUGUGUGCACCAUCAUAGUGAAAACAUACACAUGGCUAUAGAAAAUGCGCUUGGUGCUUGUGCUAAAUGGGAUCCAGGAGAUACACAGCUUAAAUGCAAUGUCACACGCCUGUUAAAACACACACCUGUAAUAAGCUAGAAGUCUACGCAAUAAGUACAUGGUUUUCAUUCAACAUUUCAAAAUGUCAGUCCCAAAUAAAUUAUCACAUUUUUGUGUUCAUGUACAUGCAA